Messenger RNA from Rotaria sordida, 3336 nucleotides. NCBI's taxonomy places the organism in Eukaryota, Metazoa, Rotifera, Eurotatoria, Philodinida, Philodinidae. The record is from the annotation of a GenBank genome assembly.
AUGGUUCGUGAAGCCUUAGUAUCUCGAAAAGAUUUAGACAUCAUAUUAAUGUGGUUUGAUGAAAUAAUUGAUAAUAAAAUGAAAAUAUUUUUUCAACAAAUAAAUGAUCUUGCUUUUAUUUUUACAAAUAAAGAAGAAUUUCUUAAUUCAAUUUCAACAGCAAUAAAUGAAAAAAUUUUUAUCAUUUUAUCUGGUUUACAUGCUGAUGAAAUAUUACCAUUGAUACACGGAAAAAAUCAAAUUGAAAAAAUUUAUAUUUUUUGUAUAGAAGAACAUCAAUACAGAUAUUUAUUAGAAAAUUAUUCGAAAAUAAUUGGUAUAUUCACUAAUUAUAAACAAAUGUUUGAAAUAUUACAAAAUAAUAUACGUUCUCUAAUUGGGCAAAUGAUUACAUUUAAUUUAUUUAAUCAAAAUCAGAAAUCAUUAAAAUAUUUAUCACAAGAAUUGACUGAUUUUCUAUGGUAUCAAUUAUUACGAGAUUAUAUAAUGAAUAUGUCGAAAGGAGAUGAUGCUAAACAAAUAAUGAUUGAUAAAUGUCGUUUACAUUAUAAUGGAAAUCCUACUUAUUUAAGGUAUGUAGAUGAAUUUGACCAUUCAUAUUCUUCUAUCGAUGCAAUAAGAUGGUAUACAAAAACAGGAUUUAUUUAUCGACUAGUCAAUCAAGCUUUAAGAACUGAAGAUAUUGAAGCAUUAUUAGCAUUACGUUUUUAUAUUACUGAUCUUUGUGAAUGUUUAACAAGAGAAUAUAUUAAUAAUAGAGAAUAUUUCUCUGGAAUAACAAUUACAUUAUAUCGUCGUUUAACUCUAGAUGAUAAUCAAAUAGAUAAACUAAAAGAAAAUAUUGGUAAUUUAAUAUCUACAAAUGGUUAUUUAUCAACAAGCAAAUCGUUUGAUGUUGCUUCAAUGUAUGCUAUGAAUGUUAUAUUUGAAAUAAAAAUUGAUACAGAUUUAGAUAAUAUUAUUUUUGUUGAUAUUUCAUCAUAUAGUAUGAUUCCGUCGGAAGAAGAAGUUUUAUUUGAUUUAGGUACAAUUUUUAAAAUUGAGAAUGUAGAAUAUAAAUCAACAAUCAAUAAAUGGAUUGUAUCAUUAAUUGGAACUAAUGAAAACGAAUUAUUAAUAAAUGAUUAUAUAAAAAUAAAGAGAGAAGAAUUGAAAAAAAAAAGAAAAAUAUUACAAAAAGAAUUUUUAAUAUUAAAAAGAGAAAAUUUUAUUGAAGGUGAAUUUGGUUCUUUAUUAAUUGAUAUGGGUUUAUAUAGUAAAGCAAUUCGUUAUUUGGAAAAUUUAUUAAUAAAAACAACAUCUAUAGAAAAUAAAAUUGUUAUUUAUUAUUGGUUAGCUACUUCAUAUUUUCGUAACAAAGAAUAUCAAUUAGCUUCGAAAAAUGCUAUAAAUUCAUAUGAUCUAUGUAUUCAAUUCAAUUCUAAUUCAUUAAUUCUAUCAUCCAUAUUGAAAUUACUAGGUCAUAUUCAUGGUAAACAAAUAUUAAACCAUAAUCUUGCAAAGGAUUAUUAUGAAAAAUCAUACGAAAAGAUUGAUUUUAAUAAUAAUGAAUAUUUAUCAGAAAAAUAUGAUAUUAUGGGUCAUUUAUAUAUGUCACAAUUUAAAUAUAGUGAAGGUAUCAAAUAUUAUAAAGCAACAGUUGGAAUAGACGAAAAAUUCUAUGCACUUGAUCAUCCUGAUAUAGCACAUAAAUAUUAUAAGAUUGGUUAUGCAUAUUUUUAUGAAUAUAAUUUUAAUAUGGCUUUGGAAUAUGCAACAAAAGCAUUAGAAAUACAAAAUAAAAUAUUACCAGAUAAUCAUCCUGAUUUAAGUGUAUCGUAUUGGUUAAUGGGACAAAUUUGUCGUAAACAAAGUAAAUAUGAAUUAGCUGUACAAACUUAUAUUAAGGCAUUAGCAUUAAAACAAAUGCUCAAUCCUGGAGAUUAUUUCGAAAUUGCAGGAAUAUAUGAAUAUAUUGGAUAUUGUUGUGAUAGAAAAAAAGAUUAUGAUAUGUCAAUAGAAUAUUAUACGAAAGCAAUAAAAAUGUACAACAAAUUGUUUCCAGCAUUUAAAAUUGUAGUAGCUAAUAUACAAUUUGAUAUUGCAUGGUUAUAUUUUAUCAAAGGUAAUCAUGAUUUAGCAAUAGAAUAUUUAAACGAGUCAUUAUUAACAAAUGAAAAAAAGGAUAUUAUAUCAAUAGUAACAUCAUUUUAUCUUUUCGGUUUAUGUUAUGAUAAAAAAAACGAGUACUAUAGUGCGAUGAUGUAUUACAAGAAAUUAUUAGAAUAUUAUGAAGAACAACCAUCGCAUAAGAAGUCAGCAUUAUUGAAUAUUUAUCAAAAAAUUGGUCGUCUUUAUCAAUAUAUAGGUGACUACAACUUAUCUAUAGAAUAUUAUAAUAAAGCAGCAAUAAUAGAAGAGAAUAUGAUACCUAGAGAACCAAUUGUACGGGCUUCUAUAAAUGAAAAUAUUGGAAGAUGUUAUCAAACAAUAGAAGAAUAUGAUAAAUCUAUCGAAAAGUGUAAAUCAGCUUUGGAAAUUUAUAAAAAUUGCUCUAUACUUGAUAUUCCAUGUAGUGAAACAAUCCCUCAAGAACAUCCUAUGGUCGAUCGUAUAAUUUCAGACUUUUAUACAAGAGAAGAAUAUUUAUAUCCUGAUAUUCAAAUUGAAAUUAUGUAUUUAUAUAAAAAUAUUGGAUACUGUUAUAUUAGAAAAGAAGUUCUUGAUCUAUCGUUAAAAUAUAAUUUAAAAUUUUUGGAAUUAUAUGAAAAAUAUUCAUCAUUGGAUGAUUUAUUAGUUGCUCAGACACAUGAAGAUCUUGCAUGGAUUUUUGAAAAAUAUCAACAUUAUCAAUCAGCUAUCGAACACUAUGAAAAAGCACGUUCAAUACGACAAAAUAUUGUUCCAAUUGAUGAAUUAAUGAUUGCAACAUUAUAUCAUACUAUAUCAUGGAAAUAUUAUCAUUUAAAUAAUUAUAAUGUAGCUAUUCAAAAUUGUGUUAAAUCGGUUGAUUUAUAUAAAAAAUUAUCAGAAACAUGCUGUUUAGAAUAUGCUAACGCUCUCAAUAGUUUAGGUCAUAUGUAUUAUACUGUGAAUAAUAAUAAGGAAGCAUUUGAAAAUUGCACAAAAUCAAUGAAAAUUUAUAUCGAUAAUAAUGUAUCAUUUGAUGAUCAUACAGCCAUUGCAGAUAAUUUUGAAGCAUUAGGAAACAUUCAUUUUAUUAAUGGUGACCAAACAAUUGCUUUUGACUAUUAUCUAAAAUCAUUAGCACUAUUAAGUCGAACAAAUCCAAUCAAUCAUAAAGAUAUGGAACGUGUUAAAAGUUUCCUCAACAAUAUCAAUGAAAUUGAAUUUUAA